AUGGCUUCCUCAAAACACUCUUCCGCCUCCUCAUCUGCCCCAAAUUCUCAGUCCUCUGGAGACAACUUAGGUUUGCAGAUCACCAAUCACCGGUUGAACGGUAAGAAUUUUCUGCAAUGGUUUCAAUCGGUUAAGUUGGUCAUCCGGGCAAAGGGUAAGAUGGGCUAUCUUGAGGGAAAAAUUAAGAAACCUACUGAGAAUUCUCCUGAUUAUGACGAUUGGGAGAUUAAUAAUUCCUUGGUCAUGGCUUGGCUGACUAAUUCCAUGGAACCACAGAUUGGCCAAACCUAUCUGUUCUUUGAUACUGCCAAGGAAAUUUGGGAUGCUGUUCAACAAAAUUACUCUGAUCUGGAGAAUACCUCUCAAGUUUUUGAACUGAGAAAUAAGUUGAGAGACUUUCGUCAAAGGGGUAUGACUGUUACUGAAUAUUUUACUGCACUAACGAAUUUAUGGCAGGAAUUGGAUCUUUAUUAUGCAUCUGAUCUUAAGGGAUUGGAAGCUAAUACCCAAUUUAGAAAACACUUGGAGAAGAAAAGACUGUAUGAUUUCCUUGCCGGACUCAACCGAGAUCUUGAUGAGGUUCGUGGUCGAAUAUUGGGGCAGCGACCGUUACCUUCACUUGCUGACGCCUUUGCUGAAGUUCGUCGAGAAGCCAGUAGACGGAGAGUUAUGCUGGGAGAAAAGGAGUCGCUUGAUAAGUCUGAUGAUAUGUCUGCAUUAGCUGCCAACCGUACCAUUGACCGUUCCUCCGGAGAAUCAAAACGGGAUGGUCGUCCAUUGUGCACCCACUGCAAUAAAAUUGGUCAUACCCGUGAGAAAUGUUGGGAAAUCCACGGGAAACCUGCAAAUUGGAAGCCCAAAGGACAAAAUAAAGGUCGUGCAUAUCAGGUCUCUACUGAUGACAAGGUUGAUGAGCCUCAUGCAUCCUCUGACUCUGAUGGUGUCUUUCUUAGCAAGACUCAGUUUGAACAACUUCAGAGACUUUUGACUCAACCUCCUAAGGCCAUUGCUGUAGCUGCAUGCAUUCCGGACUCAUGGCCUGUUCUCAUCCUUGCACCAUCUUCGUUACGCUUGCAGUGGGCUUCAAUGAUUCAACAAUGGCUGAAUAUUCCUUCAUCAGAUAUUCUUAUUGUCUUAUCUCAAAGUGGUGGAUCAAACCGAGGAGGUUUCAAUAUAGUAUCUUCAAGUGCCAAAAGCAGCAUUCACCUGGAUGGACUAUUCAACAUCAUCUCAUAUGAUUUGGUGCCAAAGCUACAGAAUAUGCUUAUAGCAUCCAACUUUAAGGUUGUGAUUGCAGAUGAAUCACAUUUUCUGAAAAAUGCUCAGGCAAAGAGGACAACUGCUUCUCUUCCAGUUAUAAAGAAAGCUAAAUAUGCAAUAUUGCUUAGUGGAACUCCUGCUUUGUCCCGACCUAUUGAACUAUUCAAGCAGCUGGAAGCUUUGUAUCCUGAUGUAUUUAGGAAUGUACAUGAAUAUGGUAACCGGUAUUGCAAGGGUGGAAUUUUCGGAGCUUAUCAAGGUGCAAGUAACCAUGAAGAAUUGCACAAUUUGAUGAAGGCAACGGUGAUGAUUCGCAGACUUAAAAAGGAUGUUCUUUCUGAACUUCCUGUAAAGCGUAGGCAACAAGUCUUCCUAGAAUUGGCUGACAAGGACAUGAAGCAAAUUAAUGCUUUAUUUCGUGAGUUGGAGAUGGUAAAAGCCAAAAUUAAGGCAUCUAAUUCAAAAGAGGAGGCUGAAUCACUCAAAUUUACUCAAAAGAAUCUUAUUAACAAGAUAUAUACUGAUUCUGCAGAAGCCAAGAUUCCAUCUGUUCUUGAUUAUGUUGGAACUGUCAUUGAGGCAGGUUGCAAGUUUCUUAUAUUCGCACAUCAUCAGCCAAUGAUAGAUUCGAUACAUGAGUUUCUUCUUAAGAAAAAAGUGGGUUGCAUCCGGAUUGAUGGAAGUACACCCGCUGCCUCAAGGCAACAAUUGGUUACAGAGUUUCAGGAAAAAGAUGCUAUUAAGGCAGCAGUGCUAUCUAUUAAAGCUGGAGGAGUUGGGUUAACUCUAACUGCUGCCAGCACAGUCAUCUUUGCAGAAUUAUCUUGGACCCCAGGUGACCUAAUUCAGGCUGAAGACCGUGUUCAUAGAAUUGGCCAGGUGUCUUCAGUAAAUAUAUACUACUUGCUGGCAAAUGACACAGUUGAUGACAUCAUAUGGGACGUAGUGCAAAGCAAACUGGAGAAUUUGGGGCAGAUGUUAGAUGGCCAUGAGAACACCUUAGAUGUCUCUGCUAGUCUGCCAAGGAAUAGCCCUGCAAAGCAGAGAACUCUUGACCAGUUUGUUAGAAGAUGUGAUAACAUGGAUGGGUCGGAACAACAGUCCAACCCCAAACGUCCUCGGAAAUGACCCUAAAGUUCUGUGAAAUGCAGGUGCGCAAAAUGGAGAAUAAUUGCAUGUUGCCACUCUUUUGCUCACUCCCACGACAAGUGCUUCUAAAGCAGGGGCUGUAGCUAAAAUCUAUUAACAGAAGAUCAUAUAAAAUAGGUUGUCAGCACUGCUGAGAACUCUAAACUAUGCUGCUGGUGCCGGACCGGACGAGGUGACCGGUUCUUUGAAAUAUGCAUGGGAUGAAAAUUUUGUGUUUCCUUUGCUCGUUCUCCCUUAACCUUUUGUCCCCUUCAGUUGUUUGAGGGACUUGUACAGAGUACAUUAUCGUAUGAAUGUAACUUGUAUAUUGCUUUACUCAAUACAAAUUUUAAGAUUGCUG
Gastrolobium bilobum is the source of this 2749-nucleotide messenger RNA. RefSeq lists its product as uncharacterized. The transcript has 18 exons. The record is from RefSeq and is a predicted model, not a curated record. Gene Ontology annotation, cellular component: nuclear replication fork. Bases 1 to 2388 code for a protein of 795 amino acids. Lineage: Eukaryota; Viridiplantae; Streptophyta; Magnoliopsida; Fabales; Fabaceae. Gene Ontology annotation, biological process: DNA repair; replication fork processing. Gene Ontology annotation, molecular function: ATP binding; ATP-dependent chromatin remodeler activity.